Molecule: messenger RNA, 2095 nt
Organism: Macrosteles quadrilineatus (aster leafhopper)
Lineage: Eukaryota; Metazoa; Arthropoda; Insecta; Hemiptera; Cicadellidae
Product: DNA-directed RNA polymerase III subunit RPC5-like
Exons: 11
Coding region: 127-1698 (523 amino acids)
Biological process (GO): DNA-templated transcription
Cellular component (GO): RNA polymerase III complex; nucleus
Source: RefSeq, a predicted model, not a curated record
GAACAUGAUGAAUUCCAGUUGAAUUAAUUUUGAGGUUAAUUUGAAAGUAUAAAUUGUAAUAAUUUUGUACCAAUGGUUUCUUUUGUUUCUCAAUUAUCUUAAUUUAAGGCUAUCAUUAGUAAAAGGAUGAAUGAGGACGAAGACGACCCUGUUGUCAGUGAGAUGCCAGUGUUCUUGUCACAUGCAUUGGAAAACCAGCUGUAUGUAUUUCAAUACCCUACAAGACCUGCAGCACUUCCUCAAGAGAAUGACAACAUUCUUAAGUGCUGCUUUAAACCCAACAACCAAGAGUUGGUGAUGGAGAUGGCAGUUGACUCAAACUCUCCUAACUAUGAUGUAAGCCACGGAGAGCAGAUUGCAAUCAACGUCGAUGGCGGAAAAAAUCGGACGCCCAAUGACAAAUAUUUCCAAAGUAAUGUGAUGGACAAACGGACGCUCCAGUCUACCAAAGUGAUCACAGACACAGGCUCUGUUGCUGUAGCUACUGUUCGUAAUGGUCAACUGAUCAUUUCUCCUGUCCAAGGGGUAUUGAGUAUAAACCCGAGCUUUCCACAUCUCGAUGUCACAGAUAAAAGAGCCAAGGAAGAGGCUAAGGAAAUGGGAGAAGAUGUAUCGGGAGGUGAGGAAGAAGAAAGUGAGAAGCAGGUUACUGUUAAGUUUGCUCGGCAAGAAAGCGACAGAGUCAAGAAAGCGAGGGAACAGUCAUAUAACUUCUUGAGCAAACGUAGUGCCGAGGAGAAAUGGUACCAUACACAGUACCACCCAUCCAGCAGUAGGAUGGCCGAGGUAGAGAGGUCCAAGCUGACAGCUGUAGAGCUAGAGGAUCGAAUGGACUCUAUGUGUUUAACACCCAGACAGUACAUGGACAGUCUGGUCCCAGUGCAAGUAGACCCUACGUGGGAGUUACCGAGCAUGCCUAGCAACAUUACUUCACUAACCUCACUUAGCAAUCUACCACUGCCUGAUGUUGUGUUGACAAUACUGAAACAAGUCAAGAUAAUAACAUUCCGUCAGUUGUCAUCACUGCUGGCCGGUGCAGGAGGGUCUGAUGAGGUGAAGCUGUUACGCAGCAUACAACAGGUGGCAGUUCUAGUCAAAGGCAACUGGGUGAUCCGCAGUGAGUGUCUCUAUGCCAAAGACACUGUGAGUCCUCACAACGGAGUGUCUGCUGAAUUCAUGUGUCGUGCUCGAGAUUACAUUUUGUACCAAUUUUCUGAGGGAAAGGUUCUUCAAAGGAAGCAGGUGGCUGCCAUGGUGGCACUGCCUCCUGAGGAACUCAAGGAUUUGUUGUCUCAAGUGGCAAAGCUGAGGCGAAACAAAGGCUGGGAGCUGGCAUUGCCUCCGGACAAUGACUUCAUACAGAGAAACCCAGAGGUGGUUGAGCGGCAGGCAAGAGCCUGGGCUACCAAGUACAAACAACUCAUGGAGACUUUCCAAGUGGAGAAACCCACGAGAUCUCGGAGAAGGGAGUCCUCCAUGAGUGGAUCUGAUUUGGAAACUAUUCGUCCGAGACACAGAAAAGACUCUUCGUUCAGUUCGGACGCUGAAAGUGGAGCAGAAAGUGGCAGAAAGAAACGCAAUAGUGAAAGUAGUCCAAGUAAACGAAAGAAACGGAACAGUGAAAGUGGUGGAGAAAAAGUGAACGGGAAAAACAGACGUAUUAAAACAGAAGUACUAUCGCCAGAGAAAGGUUCAUGACGAAAAGAGAAAAUGUAUACAAUUUUGUGUCCUAGCUGAUCAUGUGAAAUGUGUUUUGCUAUCAGUUAGAGGUGUGCAAGUUCAUUAUUGAGGUAACUAUGAGUACACGAAGUGUUGUACAUUAACAAUUAUCUGUACUUCAAAGUCACAAUGAAAAAUGCUUUUCUAAACGGGUAAAAUUAGAAUGUCAUGUUACUUUCAAGUAACAAUUUCUGCUUUAAGCUUUAAGUACCUAUUCAAAAUAACACUAUACACUUUUACAGAAAUGUUUGAAGGAAUUUAAAAUGUUCAAUUGUUGCUAAACAUUGUUCUUUCAGAGUUAUAUAUUGAACACUACAAAGAUGUUUGAAAAUCAUGUAAACCUGUUAUGAUAAAAUAAUAAAGGUCCUAAAUGGUU